UGACGGAGACAUCUUCCGACACUGUAGACCCAAGGGGUUCUCCACGAGGAAGGCGAAGUGGAUGAGCAGGUAUCGCUGCGACAAGUCGCCACCAUCGGAGCUCCGCCUCAUCACCUGGAACGUGGACUUUUCGACCCCCAACUGCGAGGCCAGGAUCCUUAAAAUCCUCUCCUACAUCCAAUCCUCUGUGCUCUCCUCGCCUCCUGAGCCCUGCUGCAUACUCCUGCAAGAGCUUGACGCCAAAAGCUUCCGCGUCCUCCUCGCCAGCGAAUGGGUGCGCAAGAACUUUGUUAUAGCGCCGGACACCACCCAGCUCUGGGCCUCAUUCUACGGCAACGCGACUCUCGUCUCCCGCAGCGUCCCUGUCCAUCACGUCGUUCGGUCGAUGCUGUUUUGGAACACCAACAUGGGUCGACAUGCUCUCUUCGUCGACAUCCCCCUCCGCUCCGCCGCCACGGGCGAAACGCGAGUCGUGCGCGUGGCGAACACACACCUCGAGUCUCUCGUUGAUGGCACUAAAGCCCGCCCAGCCCAGCUCAAAGCCAUCGCGGAGGUGCUUCGCUCUGACGAGGUCGACGGUGGCGUCGUGGGUGGCGAUAUGAACAUGAUCGGGGACACAAAGGACCAAAACAUCCACGUUGACGCGGGGCUCGAGGACGCAUGCCUCUUCCCUGACGAGGUGGCGUCGCAUACAUGGGGUUAUCAGCCCCCUUGUCAGUAUCCGGCACGAAGGCUGGACAGGGUGUUCUUCACGGGGAAAGGGCUGCUCGUGGAUUCGGUGGAGGUCAUCGGUAAGGGGUUGCGCAUCCCGAACGGCCAAUUUGCGAGCGAUCAUUGCGGUCUUUCUACUACCAUCUCUUUCACAACGGCUGAAAUCUGACGACAUUUCACGGUUCCGUCUCCCUAUGUCUGUGUAUCCUUGUCGUGCUUUCCAAUCUGCAACAUACCGCUUUCAACUUUGGAUGUCCCUUGCUUGUAUACCUUUGUAGCCCUCGCUUACGUCUACGUUCCUUGGUUUUCUCAUCUUUCUUUGUAUAGAUCGCAACGACAUGCUGCUACCAGAUGUAUUGCUCACCAAAAUAGGUAUUCUUACUACCUUCCUCCUGUAUCGUUUUCGUCGUCUUGUAGCAGACUAGUAUCUUUCCUUCUACCUCUACAUCUCCCC
Messenger RNA from Trametes versicolor FP-101664 SS1, 1165 nucleotides. RefSeq lists its product as uncharacterized. Gene Ontology annotation, biological process: double-strand break repair. The coding region runs from base 62 to 880 and encodes 272 amino acids. NCBI's taxonomy places the organism in Eukaryota, Fungi, Basidiomycota, Agaricomycetes, Polyporales, Polyporaceae. The transcript has a single exon. The record is from RefSeq and is a predicted model, not a curated record. Gene Ontology annotation, cellular component: PML body; cytoplasm. Gene Ontology annotation, molecular function: single-stranded DNA binding; 5'-tyrosyl-DNA phosphodiesterase activity.